This is a messenger RNA of Symbiodinium sp. CCMP2456, 3693 nucleotides long. Lineage: Eukaryota; Dinophyceae; Suessiales; Symbiodiniaceae. The record is from the annotation of a GenBank genome assembly.
AUGGCGACAAGCGCCCCUUUGCUGGGAAAGCAGGGCAAGGCCGCCCACAGCAAGGCAUCGAUCUUCUAUGGAGCGGACGAGUACCUUGAGGAGCUUAAGAAGAAGUACGAACACGACCACGAAAUUGCUGCGUUGAAGAAUGCUCUGCCGGGCGAGGGGGAUCCUAACGCGGCAGGCGUUGCUCAGAGCAACGACAAGAUGCUCUCCGUUCAGAAGAAUGCCGAGAACAGGAGCCUGAAGACCAAUCGGCUCUUCCCGACUCCGAACAAGCCAGACCCAAUGCCGCAGAACUUGGCAUUCCUCUUCACCAAGAUCACGCCGGACCGAAGGGGGAUCAUAGUUGUGGAGCAGAUGAUCUACAUGUGGAAUGUCCUCACCGCAAUCUUUUGCAGCCAAGUGUUGAUGGUGAUCGGCUACUGUGCAGCCUUGGCUUGCUUCCCGGACUACUGGUGGACCUGCACGCUCUGCUUCGGCAUCCCGUUCUCGUACAUCGCCAUCCAGAACAUUUACAUUGAUCACGACGUGAUGCAUGGCGCCACUUUCCCGGUUUACGAGUGGCAGCGCUUCUUGACUCAUCCAUUUGCGGAUUUUUUUUCGCUCCCGUGGGAAGAGUUUGUCCUGGAGCACAACAGGCAUCAUGCCUCGACGGUUGACCUGCUGAUCCAGGGCGAGUUCGGCUGGGACCCCGAGGAGUUCCACUAUGCUCUCCAGCAGUGGGCCGGACCAUGGGGCUCCAAUUGGUACAAGUACCUGCUCACCGUCCCGUUCAUCCCAGUGAUCCACUUCUUCGGCCUGAACGACACCGGCUCCUUGUUCGCAUUGGAGUGGUGGAUGCAUUUCCCUGACGAGGGUGCAGGCGGCAAGUGCAACAAGGAAUUCUGGAGCAAGUGGGUUCCACGCCGUGUCAAGCACAAUGCAUUCGUGCUCUGUUUGUGGUCGCUUGUGUGGUUGCUCGGCACCUACCCUUUGGGACGUCCUCUCAGCGAGGGCUGGCGGUUCAUGUUCACAGUGUCCUUCUUCGCUCGGGUCGGCUACUCCGCGGCCUGGAUGUUCAUCACCAACUUCACUCAUAGCUUGCCUUGGAACGAGUUCCUGGCACAGGAUCCGGGCCGCACCUGGCCUGUUCUUCACAACGUGAUGGCCAUGGUUCUUGGAGGGAAGCACCGCUGGAACGAGAUGCUCUUCCACGAUGUCCAUCAUGCUUUUCCAAAUGCCGUAGGCACGCUCAGCCAGCGCGGCCGCUUCCACGGUUGGGAGAAGGUUCAUGAUGCAGCUGCAGAGGUCCUGCACCGCGGGCUGUGGAAGCCCAACGGUGACGAGGAGACCCAGAUGCAGAAGACGCAGAAGAAGCGCCCGUCGAGUAGGCGCGGCCAUUUCGACCCGGAACAUGAGUUCGUCCUGGGCUGCACGACCUUCUUCAUCACUGCGCUGUGGCUGGAGGGUUUGCUUCACCUCGCGUGGCCAAGUGCAGACCUCGUGAUGCUUCCGAAGCGUUUCCGCUCGGUGCUUUUCCUGGACGUCUUCGGCGUCGCAGAUGACAUCAAGCAGCAGGCGCACCACCCGCAGCCAGAUCAAGAUGACGAGCCCAUCCAUGAGAUCUCGAGGGAGCAAGCGGAGGAGGCAGACACUGCGGUGUCGGAUGCCGAGUCUGCUGUCCGUCGCUGGGCCGAGCUGCCGAAGGGCAGCAACGAGGCGAAGGACAUCAAGGGGCCGUUGGAGGAUCUCCGAGCGAAAGUGCUCACGUGGCGCAAGGUCUUGAACGGAGAGGCUGCUAGGAGAGCCAUCCGUCGCGGAGACACAGCGGAUCUGGACGCGCUGAGACCGGAUACCCGAACCUGGGGCGAGCUCACUGAGGAGGAGCAGGAAGAGGAUCCCUUCAGGGGCUCCCUCCUGGGCCCCUUCCAUCAGGACAACGAGGGCGUCUACUACUACGACGUGGAGCGGCGAUCCUUUGCCUGGCAGCCCCGUGAUGGCCAGGGCGUGCUGACCAUCCAGCAGGUUCGAUCGCUGGUAGAGACCGCAGAGGCCCGGGUCCGGGAGCUCUUCCCCGGCAGGAGCGACUUUCGAACGCCGCAGCUGGAGCACAUGAGCGAUGGCUCCGACCAAACCGACGUAGCCGAGAACGAGGUGCCUCUGAUGAAGGUUUGCCUCGCAGCAGCUCUUGCUGUCGCCUUCACCGCGACGGCGAUGUCGCAGGACUCUCCUGCUGAGCUUCUUCGCGAACUGCAGGCCCAGCGAGAAUUGUUGGAAGAGCAGCGCAAGCAGCUGAAGCAGAUGACCGAAACCCAGGAGAGUAUGGCGGGCGCCAUGGACUCGGCUUGGCUGGUCCUUUGUGGAGCGCUGGUUAUGUUCAUGCAUGCCGGGUUUGCGAUGUUGGAGACUGGCUGCUGCCGUGCCAAGAAUGCCUCGAAUGUCCUGAUGAAGAAUCUUGUCAACGUGAGUGUUCCCAGGUGGCACCGUGGGAAAUUUAUGGUUGGCACAUUGGGUUGGUGGAUCUUUGGCUGGGCCUUUGCCUAUGGCUCCCAAGCUGGGUCUUUCAUUGGCACGGAUGGCUUCUUCGGCCUGGGCUUCUACACGAAAGAUGCAUCGGGUAUUAUCAUCCCGGUGGAGUGUGAGGACGGGAACUGCCAGUCUACGAUGCUGAGCUGGUUCUUUCAGUGGGCCUUCUGCACAGCUGGCGCCACCAUCGUGAGCGGAUGUGUGGCGGAGCGUGUCAAGAGUCCCACCUAUGCUGUGUUCGCCUUCUGCAUGACCAGCUUUAUUUACCCAGUAAUUGUGGCUUGGACCUGGGGUGGUGGCUGGCUCGCCAGCAUCUUCGACGUGGGAUACAUGGAUUUUGCGGGAUCAGGUGUUGUCCAUUUCACCGGAGGCGUCUGCGGCCUCGCUGGCACGGUCAUCCUCGGCCCGCGGAAGGGACGCUUCGAGAAUCCCGAGGAGUUCGAGUACCACAACAUCCCACUGAUCGUGCUCGGCACCUUUGCGCUUUGGUUCGGCUGGUAUGGCUUCAACCCAGGCUCCACUCUCUCGAUGCACGACAAGGAGAUGGGUGCCCUUGCGGCACAAGUGGCCAUGAACACUACUCUUUCAGCAGGCACCUGCGGGAUCUCCGUGUUCCUGCUGAAGUUCGUGCUCACGCGCAAGUAUGACGUCGGCGCGCUCUGUAACGGCAUUCUUUCGGGCUUGGUGUCCAUCACUGCGGGGUGCGGCAACAUGGAGUGCGGCAGCGCUGUUCUCACCGGCUUCAUUGGGGCUUUUUUCUACCAGGCGGCAUCAAGUCUCCUUGUGAGAUUGAAGAUCGAUGACCCCGUGGAUGCCAGCGCAGUGCACGGAGCCUGUGGCGUCUGGGGGCUUCUUGCCGCUGCCCUCUUCGAUUGGGGCAAGGGCUUUGACCACUAUCACGGCUGGAGCGGUUUCGGCUGCAUGACGGGUGACGAUGGUGCGUGCACCAAGGGCAUCGGAGGCUCCGCCAUCGCAGCACAGCUUGUGAUGAUUGUGGCCAUCAUCGCCUGGGCCGGGACGCUGUCCACGCUGUCCUUCCUGGCCCUGAGAUUUUCGGGGCUCCUUCGCAUUGACGACCAUACUGAGAAGAUCGGCUACGACAUGCAUUCGCACUCUCCGCCGAAGGCUUAUGCCUUCAGUGGCCAGGACCCGGCGCUGGAGGACUCUUACCCACAAAAGCCGGUGCAUGUAUGA